AUGGAGAAAUCAAUUAGUUUUGAAACAUGUCCUGAAGAGCUACGAGAAGAGAUUGUGUUACGGUCACCUUUGAAAUCCUUGGCGAAACUCGUCGGCGUCUCAAGGAAAUGGAGUUCCAUCAUCCGUGGAGAAGACUUCAAAGCUCGUUACUUGAGCCUAUCCAAGGAAAGGCCUCGAGUAUUGUUGGCCGCCGCUGAAAUAAUAAAACUGUUACCAGACUCGGCCGCCACUGAAGAAGAAGAGGAAGUCUGGUUAUCAGUGAUGUUUCGCUCCGUUUAUCAAGAGGAGGAACCAUUGUUGUCGUCUGGUCUUCAAGAGAUACGUGUUCGCGUUCUUGGUGCAACGAGCUUUAGGGCUUGUCAACCCAUCCGAGGUGUGAUCUGCCUUCACUUUACAACCAAUGAGAUUGUGAUUUUCAAUCCUUGUACGGGGAAAUCUCAGACUUUACCAGACAUCCAAGCGGAUGCGAACCAUUUCCUAGUAAGUUUUUUCGGAUACGAUGAAACUAGGGAUGUGUUCAAAGUGUUGUGUAUGGCGCUUGAUGGACCAUUCGGAGAUCGUCCUAGAGAAGCUCAAAUAUUAACGUGCAAAGGUGGCCAAGAAUCUGUAGUUAUGAGCUUUAACAUGAGUUCUGAGGAGUUUACUGCCGUUCAAGUACCUGAGGGUGUGAAUUUCCGUGGAGGAUGGAGCCUGGUGAAAUACAAAAAGAAAAUCGCGUUAUCUCGCAUGGUUGACCACAACAAUGGAGAAUUGCAGCUGUGGGUUAGGAAAGCAACCGGAGGAUGGUCAAGCGAAAGGUUUGUGAUUCCUGAUUGGAAAGACACUGUUGGAAACACAAGGUUUCAUUUCAAAGGAACCGUUGGAAAAAGCAUACUUGUUUUCUAUCAAGUGUCUAUCGUGAAGGAUUCACGUUCAACUUCUUUGCUCUACUUCGAUAAAUCAACCCAACGUCUCCGACGCUAUGAUUUUCAAGACCUGUAUGAUGCUCCUCCUCUAAAACUCCCAUAUCCUGCUGUUCAGUUAUUUUUGGACCAUUGCGAUUCGACAUGGCUUCUCUGA
Molecule: messenger RNA, 1059 nt
Organism: Camelina sativa (false flax)
Lineage: Eukaryota; Viridiplantae; Streptophyta; Magnoliopsida; Brassicales; Brassicaceae
Product: putative F-box protein At1g70390
Molecular function (GO): protein binding
Source: RefSeq, a predicted model, not a curated record